Arvicola amphibius (Eurasian water vole) is the source of this 8571-nucleotide messenger RNA. It is a transcript of the gene Mrps27, whose product is annotated as mitochondrial ribosomal protein S27. The record is from RefSeq and is a predicted model, not a curated record. Gene Ontology annotation, molecular function: protein binding. Bases 36 to 1286 code for a protein of 416 amino acids. Gene Ontology annotation, cellular component: mitochondrion. Lineage: Eukaryota; Metazoa; Chordata; Mammalia; Rodentia; Cricetidae. The transcript is spliced from 11 exons.
CCCCCGGGCCGGCGUUCCACUUGGUACGCUUCAAGAUGGCGGCCCCCAUGGUGCGGUGUGGGAUGCUCUUGGCUCGGAGAAUAGCUACGGCUCGCCUUUCCCUGGCAGGUAAAAGAUGCCUACUUUCUGCAGCAUACGUGGACAGCCGCCAGUGGGAAGCCAGAGAGAAGGAGCAGUGCCACCUGGCUGAUCUUGCAUUGUUAAUGGACAAAGCAUAUGAAAGGAAGUUGCCUGUUAGUUCUUUGUCAAUAUCUCGGUUUGUGGACAACAUUUCAUCUCGAGAAGAUAUAGAUUCUGCAGAAUACUAUCUUUACAAAUUUCGACACAGUCCCAACUGUUGGUACCUGAGAGACUGGACCAUCCACACCUGGAUUAGGCAGUGUCUGAAAUACGGUGCACAGGACAAAGCCUUGUAUACCAUUGUUAAUAAGGUUCAGUAUGGAAUUUUUCCAGAUAAUUUUACAUUCAACUUACUGAUGGAUUAUUUCAUAAAGAAAGAAAAUUACAAAGAUGCUUUAUCUGUGGUUUUUGAGAUCAUGAUGCAAGAAGCCUUUGAAGUGCCGUCCACCCAGUUCCUCUCCCUCUAUGUGUUAUACCAUUGCCUGGCAGAGAAGACAGACCUCACAUGGGAAGAGGAGAGGAACUUUGGUGCGUCCCUGUUGCUUCCAGGCCUAAAGCAAAAGAACACAGUGGGCUUGAGUUCCCAGCUGUAUGGCUAUGCACUUCUUGGGAAGGUGGAACUGCAGCGUGGACUGCAGGCUGUGUACCGCGACAUGCCUCUGAUAUGGAAACCAGGCUACCUCGACAGAGCCCUUCAAGUGAUGGAGAAGGUGGCCUCCUCCCCUGCAGACCUCAAGCUGUGUAGAGAAGCGCUCAGUGUGCUGGACGGAGUCCUGAAGGUGGUGACAUCUCCAGCUGACCAGCCCCAGGAAGAGACACAGCCCCAGGAAGGUGAAGGUAGCUUGGGCUCAGCAGACCUGGUGGAGCAGCUGGACAUCGAGGAACCAGAACAUUCAAAGCUUCCCCGAUACCUGGAGCGAUUUAAGGCCUCUCAGUCUAAACUGCAGGAGUUGGGCAGGAUUGAGUCAGAAGAUCUUUUGACUCUGACCACUCAGCUUAUGAGAGAGAAACUCCCCGCAUGUGAGGCUGAGGACCUAGCCACUUAUGAGCAGAAAUUGCGUGAGUGGCACCUAGAGCGGAUGCAGUUGAUCCAGCGGGAACAGGAGCAGAGGGAGAGAGCAAAGCAAGAAUACCAGUCGCUGAAUGCAGCAAAGACUGCAGCCUAAAGGGCCCCACACUGGCCCUGCUCAAGGACUGUGUGGGCCACCCCAGCUUUCUGCUUGGACAGAGUGGGAGUCAGGACUGUGUGGGCCACCCCAGCGUUCUGCACUGACAGACGGGACUCAGACUUUGCUGUCCAGCUUCCCCUUUUUCACAGCAAGCCAUGCACAGCCUGAAAGCCACAGAGUGCUGCUGACUGUCAGGGCACUGUCUGCCCAUCCAGAUGUCAAGGGCCAGGAAACUAAGAAAGUGGCGAGUGACUGGGCUGAAACCACCAGCUGAAUCUCUAAUGGGCUUUCAGGGCUCACAGUGGAGUCCUGGGCACAGUGUGAAAAGUUCCUCGUAUCUGGUGCGGGUGAUGGAAGACGCUCCAGCUGAGGCUGCAGCACGGGGUCUGAGUGGCACAUGCUGCCUGUUCUGAGACCUUGUGUCGUAUUGUCCUCUGGCUAGUGCAGAUAGCCUGGUGAUUGGGCCCUGGGUGCUCAGACAUCCUACUGCCUCUUCCCCCCCACACUCUGCCCUCCUCUUUCUCCUCUGAGAGAAGCCCAGCUUGGUCUCCAGACCACAGCCUCACUAGAUGUCUGAUUAUAGGAACCCAUGGUGACCCUUACAGAAUGCAGGGACUUUGGAGAAGAAACUUGGCCCUGGGUGAGGUCCUUGUGCCUGGCUUCUUCAGCAUGUUAGACUAACUUUUCCCCACACAUUGUCAGAAAUAAAAAAUGAACCUUUGGUAUAUGUGUGUGCACAUGUGCAUACACAGACAACUUUAGGGCAAACCUUUCUAGUAAAGGAUGGGACUUGGAGUGUGUAGGGAUGGAAUCAGUGCGGACUGUCAGAAGGUGGAACAGUAAUAUUUCCGGGAGCCUUCCUAGGAGAGGCUCAGGGGACUUUGCCUGCUGUGGAAUGCUGCCCUUAAGUGCAGUGGUGCGUCUGUGUUCACGGUUGUAUUCUUCUGUCAAACACAGAAAAUUUAUCUUUGGUGAAAAGGAAGGAGAGAGGGGAUCCGGCCCUUAAUUGUGCUGUCUUGAACAGCACAUUUUAGCCCUCAUCCGUCAGACUACAACAGUGUAAUAAUAAGUCAUUACAGUCCUCAGAGACCUGCGGUGCGGUAGCACCAUUAUCCCCAUGCGGUAAGGAAGGAGGUGAAGCAGCUGCUGCUGCCCCAACCCACACGGUGUCCCCCAUGUGUGACCUCCAGGGUCCUCCAGGCUAGCAGCACUGACUUGGGUCAUCCCCAGAAGUCAGGGCUGGAUUCUGGUUGAUCAAAGGCAGGGUUUUCUCGGCCGUUCCUUUAUAGAUUCAGGAUAGAUCCAGUGGCAGCCAAGGAAUGACUUGCUAUUGAAGCAUCUUGUUCAUUCUUCUUCCCCUGGCCCCCCAUUGCAGUUCGAGUCCCCUGUGACUGUGUCCUCAUCCUGGAGCCCGCAAAGUCCCCUCCUUAGAUUCCCCUGUGACUGUGUCCUCAUCCUGGGAACUCUUCUCUCGCCUUCGCACAUCCGUCUCCUAAACUCAGAUGUCGUCCUGUUUGACUUGACAACUGAGGCUUCUAGCUGUAGUUGUCCUCUGCCCCUGGUGUCUUCUGUGCAGUGGACAAACCUCUUGAUAACGUAGCCCACCACAGGCUCUCCUCCGAGCUCGGGCUGGGAGAACCUGGGGCCAGCUAGCCAAGGUCUUGGUUUCGAGAUGCCUGUCUCAGCUUUUUCUCAUACCAUGGCCCCUGCUGAGCCAGCUUUCUCUGUCCCUCCACCUGCAGCCCUUUGAUCUGUACUCUCAACCAACCUUGAUCCUCACGGUCUGCUCUGGAUCCUUACUUGCCUCUCGCCAACCCGGGCAAUUCCUUAUGUUGUGGUGACCCCCGCCUGUAAAAUCAUUUUGCUAUCCCUUCACAACUAAUUUUGCUACGGUUAUGAAUCACAAUUUGUAAAUAUCUGAUAUGCAGACUAGCUGAGAUGUCCUCCUCCUCCCACCCCAGAGUGAGCAUCUUUCCCUCUGUUUAUUUGGACCCACUUAGCUUCCAUGGACCUAAGCGGCCAUAAUUGUAUUCCAUAAAAUUACCUGUUGAGGCCCCAGUCCCCAGUACCUUGGAAUCUAGCCUUAGUUGGGAAUAAGGUCUUUUGUGGAGGGAAUUAGAUUAAAAUGAGAUUACUAACCCCUGAAGACUGGUGUUCUUUAAAGGGGAGUGUGAUACAGAGACAAGCAGUGUGGAAGGAAGGCCUCAUGGAAACAGGUAGGGUGUAAGUGGACCAGCGAUGGAUGACCUCGGAGGCACACCAACUUCCUCAUGGAAGAGGAAGGGCGGAGUUUCCCUCAGCCCUACCAUGGCUGGAUUUUUGAGCCUCCAGAAUGUUCUGUCAGUUUUUAAGCCCCUCGAUGUUUGGUCUUUUUGUGAGAGUGCUGUAGGAGUAAUUGAUAUGUCAUAAUUGGUUUUCUUUCUGUCUGCUUCUGAGCCAGUGUCAGUGCAUAGUGAUAAUUUGCUAAUUAAGUUCCUCUGCACAGUUACGGCUGUGCUCUGAAAUCGUUGCUCGUUUUGUUUAGCGACAGACUCAUUUUGACUUCAGUAGUCCCGCCACUCUGGGUGAGCCCAAGACCCUUAGUGUGAGAACUGAGGAGAUGCUUUCUACUUUGUCAGGAAAAUGGGGUCACAUCACAUAGCCUUGCUCUCUCCUUUCGCCCUCAAUGGUACCCUAAUCAUACCAUUUCUCUCCACCAUCUCUCCUCUUUCAAGUGAUAACUUACUAUCCUCUUCCUCCUAUUUGUAGUGUUGAUCCAUGCUUGGAUGCUCUGGGGACGGUUGAGAAUUCCUUUCUACAUGGCAUCGUUUCUAGUGAUGUCUUCCAUCUAGGUCAUAGAAGUCUGAGUUAAAUGCCCUCCAUCCUAUCCUGUUAAUAGUAAUAUAAUAUUAACCUAUGGGUUAAUACCAAGCUCAUUCCUCUCCUUAUCUCAACAUGGACGCCGACCAGCUGGUGGUUUAUUGAUUAGACCUGGGGAGUUUGGCUUUCAGCCCUAUCAGUUCAUUGGCGCGAGUUGGCUUUCAACUACAGCUAAUUAUCUCUUCAUGAGCUCCUGCCCUUGGCCUCUCCAGCCACCACCUGAUGAACUUGUGCUCUUCAUCACAUACAUUCUAUGCAGCACCAUUCUAAAGCUGUGGAACAGACAGUGUGAUACAGAUCUACCUUCAGAUAACGUAGGUUCCAGGGGCCGGAGAGAUGGCUUAGUGGUCAAGAGCACUGGCUGUGCACCCAGAGGAUCAGUGUUCAGUACCCAGCACCCACUUGAUCUGGUGUCCUCACUUGGCCUGUUUGAGCAGUCAGGCACACAUGUACGCAAACAUACAAUGCAGGUAAAACACUCAUACACUUAAAACUAAAAAUAACUAAAUCUUUAAAAAUAAUAACAUUUCAGGGGCCGAGGAGGUUGGCUGUCCCCAUCAGUCAAGACAGCUGAGAGGUGUCAGACACAGGUAAAGUGAUGGGGAGCUUCAGAAGAGCUGGGCAGGCAAGGAGACAGCACCAGUGAGGGGAAAAACCUGCUUUGGGCUUUAAUUACCCCCCCAUGUGCCACAAGCUGGCAUCUGUAGAUGGCCCUCAUGAACACAGUCAGCGCAGAGUAAAUGUUCUGGGGGGGAGGGGGGAGAGGCAUUUUAAAUCGAGUGAAAAUGAACAGUUCCAGCCCAUAACCUACUCACCUUACUAAAAAGGCAAAUAGAAAACAACAGUGAGAUACAAAUGCUUUGUGUCCUUCCCUUGGGGCUUUGUGGGUACCGACCUUUGCACUGUUUUGUCUGCUUUUACUGGGCCAUCAGUACCCCAUGGGAAGAUUGUAGGUUGGGAGUGUGGAUGUGUGUGUCAUACAUGUACCCAUUCACAUAGGUGUGCACACAUGUGUGUAUGGAAACCAGAAGCUGAUGUUGGGUGUCUUUCUCUACCGUGCCCUUCCUCACUGGGUAUGGAUUCAGCUAGACUGCUGGCCAAUGAACUCCAAGAAUCCAUGUCUACACAGACACACAGCACUGGGGUUAUAGGUGUGGACUGUGUUGAUUUGGAUUGUAACUCAGGUCUUGUUGCACAGCGGGCUCUCUCCCCCUUGCUCAUUGGGUGAGCCUGAGGCUGUAGAUUCUGUGAGAAAUCGCCAAUGGCCUUGAAAAUGAACAGAUUACACCUCCUUUUCUUACUGAUGGCAAACCUCCAGCCCUGCCUGACAGCAUCCUGGUUUUGCUUUCCAUACUGAUAACUCAUCAUGCCAUGUUUUUGUCUUUUACCACGGCCGUGGUGCCCUUUGGGGAAUCUUUAAUCGCUGCAGAAAAUAAGUAUAUAUAAAUGGCUUCUGAGGUGGAACAAGGAAUCAGUACUGGGUAUAAGGAACAUUUUUAGAAGCCCCGUGUCCUUCGGGCCGAGUGGAUGCAGUCUGAGGUUCAGGUGGAAGCAAGCCUCCUGCCUGUGUAAGAACAAGGAUGCAGAAGUGGGCCUGGCAGAGACGUACCCCACGAGGACUAUCACCACCUGCUUCUCUUGCCUAGAGAUGCUUGAGGCUCUCGUAACCAAUGCCAACAAACUGGGGUUUGGACUAUCCUGUGAGCUCUGAGCUACCCCUUAAGGGCCCUCUCCCUGCUAUAUUCUGAUGACAUUGGGUGGUAUGCGUCCUCUACCUCUGUGGAAUAUGACCCUCUACUGGCUCUCCUGGCUUCCUGACACGUGUAGUGUCCUCCAUCGGGGACAUAUGCAUCACUCUGGCAGGCCUGUUUUCCUGAGGCUGUAUGUAGCUCCUGAUAUACCAGAGCGAGUCAGGAGUCUCAGCUUUGCUCUGUGUCGGUCUCUCUCAGCUAUUUUGUUCUGUUUUGGUAGUUAAGGCAGGGUCUUGCUAUGUAGACCAGGCUAGCCUCGUGCUUAAGAUCAUCCAUCCUCUGCCUCCGAAUACUGAGAUUGUAGGUGUGUGCCCUGGAGAAGUGGACACCAUUUGGAACCAGUGAAGAGAAGUGAAUACUCGUUUUGAUUUCCUCCUCGCCUGGCUUCCCACAGCCACGGAUUGGAAAGAUUGACCCAGGAGCCCACCCCUGUUCCUCUUGGCAUAUUUGCAGUACCCCUUCUAUCCAUUUUAUGAAUUCCAAAUGACUUCUAAACCCAUCUUGAGAGUGUCACCAAACUUUAAACUUCAUGAAGACAGAAGUUCUUGCCUUCUAAAUUACUGUGUCUAGAGAACAGUCAUUACCGCCAGGAAAGCAUUUACAUUUACUGAGUAAAAUUUCCUCUAAGGUUGAAAGUCUGAGUACUGACAUGUAUUUUCCCAUGAGAACUGACACACAGCCAUAUAUAUAUAUAAUCUCAAGCAAGGAACUUUGAGGCCUUAACCACAAGGAAACUUGUGAAUAAUUCAGGCCAAGUGAAAUUUGUCAGAGGUUUUAUAGGGAGGGAGAGCAUUAUCAUUGGCUUACUUCUACUGGCUCACUUAUAUCCUACUUACUUGCUUACCUACCUAGAAGCCUGCACCACCACACCCAGCAAAAGCUAAUAUUUAUUGAACAUCCCUAACCAAAUGGCACAGUAAACCCUUUAUUUGCAUUAUAGUAUUUAGUCCAUGAGAAUACAACGAGUAUUGUCGCAGCUGUGAUUAGUGCAGAUAUGAAAACAAAGUCUCAGAAAAAUAGGGCAGCACCAAGGCCUCCCUCAAUGGGCUGGAGAGCCAAGUCAAGACUUAGCAGGUCAUUGUCUAAGAAUAUGCUCUCCACCUCCGCGGUGCGCGCACAGCAGGAUAGAAGACAAGGUCUCAAUUGGAGUGACGACAUGAAAGGAGGGAGAAAUUCAACAGGGAAAGAAGGGAAACCAACUGCGAGCGCACAGUUAAGUGGGGGCAGGGCAGGUUCACUCGUGUUGGGGACCCUCCAAGAGUCUUCUGGUACACAGCUCGGCAGCUUGCACCAAGGUCCUUGGCAGUCAAGUACAUAUGUGUGAGCCCCAUUCUUUCAUUGGCUGGUGGCACUGUUGGCCUCCUAGCAUACUGCCACAACCAGCAAAUAUCCCUGGAUGAAACCAGGAGCCAUCCAUCACCGGUGGCGGCUCCCUGCAGGAGCCUGGCACAAACUCGAGGCAGUGCUUCUCAAACAGGAAUAGUUCCUUCUGGGGCACCUUUACUAAUGUUUGUUGGUAUUUGGACACUUCAGCAGAGGGGUGAUCUUCUGAAUAAAGGCCAGAACUGCUAAAACCAUCUCAGAGGGCACAGGAGAGCGGAGAGCCCCCCUACCACACCCCUCAAGAACUCCCCAGUCUAAAAUACUAACAGUUCAAAACUCCUGGCCUAAGACCUAUGAGGAGAGCGCCCAAGAGACUUCCUGUGGUGACAUUAACUGGGCGAGCAAUGUGGCUUGUUUCCUUUCUGGCCAAAUAUGCGUAUGAAAUAUAUACUGAAGGGUGGAUCAUUAUUCUUUCUAAACACUGUUCCUCAGGGAAAGGGGCAAACGGUGACUUGUUUGAAUUUGAUACCAGAUAAAAAGGCCAGAAGUCUGGAGUCCCUGAAAGAAGACACUGUGACAUGGUGUGACAUGACCAUGGGAGUCAGGGGGCUGUGGUUCUGUUGACACCCAAUAGCCUCACUGGGUAUGGAGAAGAGCUAGCGAAAUGGGCUCAGUUUCUUUCAGCUUAGUGAAUUAUAAUACCAGAAAAUGGGAGGUGAACAUGAACUUUUCAGUGCUGAAAAUUAUACAUAUUGUAAAACCCCACUUUGUAAAGGAGGGCUGUGAGGAGGGCUUUCCAACAGUAACAUCUGGAAGCUUGCCUUGUACUCUAAUGAUUUCUACCAAAAAAAAAAAAAAAACUUUUCUUUCCUAUGAUUUGGCCUUUGCUAAUGGCCAUGAAGAUGCUAUUUCCUGUACAAAAAUGAGGAAGCUUAAAAAUAGUCGCUAUGGGAUAAUCCUUCUGUUGCUGUGAAUAUACAGUACUCUCAUUGGUUAAUAAUAAAGCUAAUUGGCCUAUAGCAAGGCAGGAUAAAGUUUAGGCAGGACUGAAGACUUGGAUGAAGAAGAGCAGAGUCUGGAGAGAUGCCAGUGAGCCACCCAAGAAAUAAGAUGCUAGAGGACAGGUAAAGUCACAAGCCAUGUGGCAAUACACAGAUUAAUAGAAAUGGGUUAAUUUAAAUGUAAGAGCUAGUUAGUAAUAAGCCUGAGCUAUCUGCCAAGCAUUUACAUUUCAUACAAGACUCUGGUUAUUUGGGAACAGGCAAGUGGGAGAGAAAUGUUCGUUUACAAAAAAUAGUGGCAAUGUCCCUUUCAUGUGAAUAAAAUGUUUAAAUAUUUGUUUAAAGCAA